Messenger RNA from Glycine soja, 703 nucleotides. RefSeq lists its product as uncharacterized. Lineage: Eukaryota; Viridiplantae; Streptophyta; Magnoliopsida; Fabales; Fabaceae. The coding region runs from base 92 to 463 and encodes 123 amino acids. The record is from RefSeq and is a predicted model, not a curated record. The transcript is spliced from 2 exons.
AAUCACCUCUAUAAAUUACCACAUUUUGCAGCACAAUCGUCGUAGCCUUCAAACAUUUAACAUAUAACUUGGUUGUGGCAAAUUGUGAAGCAUGAGGACCUUAUUACUUGCACUCUUGUUAGCCUUCAUGAUGAUGGUGACCAUGCUGCAUGCUGGUGCAGUGAAGGUGGAGCAUGAGCAAAGAACAAAGCCAAAACGCAAUCUACUGAGUGAAACUUCUCUUGGCCGAAAGGGUAUGGGAACCGACACAAAUAACCAACAAACCAUGAAGGUUUCUGCAAGUAGUAGUGCAAAUACCAUUAGCACUGCUGAUUCUGUCAACAAUAGCAAAGCGAAAAAGAACAGCGACAAUAACGGCGACGACGAUGACGACAAAAAUGGUAGCUAUCAGAGCUACGGUCCAGGGCCAGUCCUUAACAGCCACCACUAUUUUCAUAUUCGCACCCCACCCAUUCACGGCUAGCUCUAUCUAGUUACUGUGUAAGUGGGAGACCAAUAUAUAUAUAUGCAUGGUGUUGUAUGUACUGAGCGCACCGGUUAAAUAAAGUGCAACUAGCAUGUGUCUAUAUAUGUGUGUAUGUGUGCAUGUUAGUUUCACUAAGAUAUAUAAAGCUAUUAGUCUCUCCAUGUGUAAUGUGUAAGUAUGCAUUCCUGGUUACUCUAGGGCAACUGCAUGUAUGCAUGUUUUUCUCUUUUUGGCUGA